AUGCUGAAAGAGCUCAUGAUCUUUUUCGGCCUCCUAGCCCUGGUCUUCGCCGCAUCUUUGGGCACCACGGGAAGCGAUGUCACCACCGUUUGCCAGUCCGAGGACGAGCUGUGGGGCAGCGAGGACAUUCGCAAGUUCUACUUCUGCCUGGAUGGCGAUGUGAUCGCCGACCAAUGCGACGAGGGUUACUACUUUGUGAACAAUGCCACCGUCUCCGGCUGCCUGCGCGAAGACCUGAUGAACCCCUCCUGCGUUAACUCGUUGGCCAAGGUGCCCACCUGCACCGAUGGCACCCAGUACCAGCCGCAACGCGCAGCCAACCUGACCAACUUCUACGUCUGCACCAGCGAGGGCGUCCUGGAGCUGCCCUGCGCGGAAAACAAGGCCUUCGUGGAUGUCGGCGGAUAUCUCGGCUGCUUCCCGUGGUCCCAGUGGCGCUCGUUGCGCAACUGCACCGAAGCCUGA
Molecule: messenger RNA, 465 nt
Organism: Drosophila serrata
Lineage: Eukaryota; Metazoa; Arthropoda; Insecta; Diptera; Drosophilidae
Cellular component (GO): extracellular region
Molecular function (GO): chitin binding
Source: RefSeq, a predicted model, not a curated record